Acaulospora morrowiae is the source of this 149-nucleotide messenger RNA. Lineage: Eukaryota; Fungi; Glomeromycota; Glomeromycetes; Diversisporales; Acaulosporaceae. The record is from the annotation of a GenBank genome assembly.
AUGUGUUUUGUUUGUUGACAGUCUGCUUACUUUACCCGCUCAUAACUCAUCGCAAAAAUUUACAGAUGUUACAUAUGGGUCAUGCACAAAGAAUUGGUUCGCCAUAUGAUGACGGCGGUUUCGACAAGGAGAUAAUGAUUUACUUUUAA